AUGGCAACGCCUCCCCUCGCCUCCAUUUCCAGCCACCACCGCGCCCCACCACCAUGGCCACCUCCCAAGAACACCACCAACCCACGAAUGAAAAUUCGGUGUGGCGUGCUCGCGCCACCGGUGGGUCAAGUCCUGGAGGCGGCCGCCGCUUCUCCAAGUCCAAUGAGGUCCAAGAACCGGUCCAAUCGGGUCCCGAGCUCCGACGUGAACCUGCAAAUUCAGCGACUCUGUGGGGCGGGCGACCUCACUGAGGCUGUGAGGCUGCUGGGCUCCGACGGCGUUGAUGUGCGGAGCUACUGCGCGGUCAUUCAGCUCUGCGGAGAAGAGAGGUCGCUGGAGGCUGGGAGGAGAGCGCAUGCCGUGGUACGCGCAUCCUGUGGUGGAGCCGGUGGAAUUGGGAGCGUCCUUGGGAAGAGGUUAGUUCUUAUGUACCUGAAAUGCAGCGACCUGGGCAGUGCAAGAAGGGUGUUUGAUGAAAUGCCUCCUCAAGUCGCUGAUGUCCGUGUCUGGACUUCGCUGAUGAGUGCGUACGCGAAGGCGGGUGAUUUUCAAGAAGGCGUUUUGUUGUUUAGGCAGAUGCACUGCUGUGGGGUUAGUCUGGAUGCGCACGCCAUUUCCUGUGUUCUGAAGUGCAUUGCCAGUUUGGGCAGCAUCAUGGACGGCGAGGUGGUUCGUGGGUUACUUGAGAAGUUGGGUCUUGGGGAAGAAUGUGCAGUUACUAAUGCUCUGAUAGCCGUGUACACAAGGUGUGGCCGGAUGGAGGAUGCAAUGCAGGUAUUCAACAGCAUGCAUUCCCGGGAUGCCAUCUCUUGGAAUUCAAUGAUUAGUGGUUGCUUUUCAAAUGGAUGGCAUGGAAGGGCUGUUGAUCUUUUCAGCAAAAUGUGGUCUGAAGGUGUGGAGAUCAGUUCAGUGACAAUGGUCAGUGUUUUGCCUGCUUGUGUGGAAUUGGGUUAUGAGCUUGUUGGAAAAGUCGUGCAUGGUUACUCUGUGAAAGCUGGAUUACUCUGGGAGCUUGAAUCUUUGGAGAGAGGAAUAGAUGAAGUUCUUGGAUCCAAACUGGUAUUCAUGUAUGUGAAAUGUGGUGACAUGGCCUCUGCAAGAACGGUAUUUGAUGUAAUGUCAUCAAAAAGUAACGUGCAUGUAUGGAAUCUGCUAAUGGGUGGCUAUGCAAAGGCUGGGAGGGGGCUUCAUGGUUACUCAGUGAAAACUGGAUUGGUUGGGGAGAUAUCUCUUGCUAAUGCUCUUCUUGAUAUGUACUCAAAUUGCUCAGAUUGGCAUAGCACAAAUCAGAUAUUUGAAAGCAUGGAUCAGAAAAACGUGGUGUCAUGGACAGCAAUGAUCACGAGUUAUACCAGGGCUGGGCUGUUUGACAAAGUGGGUGGGUUACUUCAAGAGAUGGUAUUAGAUGGUAUCAGACCGGACGUCUUUGCAGUCACCAGUGCCCUUCAUGCAUUUGCUAGUGAUGAAUCUUUGAAACAAGGAAAAUCUGUCCAUGGAUAUGCCAUCAGAAAUGGAAUAGAGAAACUUCUUCCUGUUGCCAAUGCACUUAUGGAAAUGUAUGUGAGAUGUGGGAAUACGGAAGAAGCACGGUUGAUUUUUGAUCGUGUGACGAACAGGGAUAUAAUCUCAUGGAAUACACUGAUAGGAGGUUACUCAAGAAAUAAUCUUGCCAAUGAAUCCUUCAGUUUGUUCAUUGACAUGUUGCUCCAAUUCAAACCUAAUGCAGUGACCAUGACCUGCAUCCUUCCGGCUGCCGCAAGCCUUUCGUCCUUGGAGCGAGGUAGGGAGAUACAUGCUUAUGCACUACGAAGAGGAUAUCUGGAAGACAAUUAUACAUCCAAUGCUCUGGUGGACAUGUAUGUUAAGUGUGGUGCAUUAAUGGUAGCUCGACUUUUGUUUGACCGGUUGACUAAGAAGAACCUCAUAUCAUGGACCAUCAUGAUAGCUGGAUAUGGCAUGCAUGGUCAUGGGAAAGAUGCUAUUGCUCUCUUUGAACAGAUGAGAGGCAGUGGUGUUGAGCCAGAUUCAGCUUCUUUCAGUGCCAUAUUGUAUGCUUGCUGCCAUUCAGGUCUUAGAAAUGAGGGAUGGAGAUUCUUCAAUGCUAUGCGAAAUGAACACAAAAUAGAGCCCAAACUGAAGCACUACGCCUGCAUCGUUGACCUGCUUAGCCAUACUGGAAAUCUGAAAGAGGCUUUUGAGUUCAUCGAGUCAAUGCCAAUUGAACCUGACUCAAGCAUCUGGGUCUCAUUGCUGCACGGAUGUAGAAUUCACAGGGAUGUCAAGCUUGCAGAGAAAGUAGCAGACAGGGUCUUCAAGCUGGAACCUGAGAACACAGGGUACUAUGUCCUUCUUUCCAACAUCUAUGCCGAGGCUGAGAGAUGGGAGGCUGUCAAGAAGCUGAAGAACAAGAUUGGUGGUCGGGGGCUACGCGAGAACACUGGCUGCAGUUGGAUUGAGGUCAGGGGCAAGGUUUAUGUCUUCGUCCCGAACAACCGGAAUCACCCACAAGGGAACAGAAUUGCAGAAUUCCUGGAUGAUGUUGCCAGAAGGAUGCGGGAAGAAGGCCAUGAUCCUAAGAAAAACUAUGCUCUGAUGGGCGCGAACAAUGCAGUGCACGACGAGGCACUUUGUGGGCACAGCUCCAAGCUCGCCAUCGCAUUCGGCGUGCUCAAUUUGUCGGAAGGGCGGCCAGUCCGCGUGACAAAGAACUCAAGGGGUGGACAGAAUGUUCUUGCUCUUAGUUGCUCCUGGCUGUUUGCUCUUGUGCUUGUUAUUUCUCUUGUGGCUUGUAAGAUUUCUUCAGAUGCAAUGUCAAAAUCCAGUAGCUGA
This is a messenger RNA of Setaria italica (foxtail millet), 2829 nucleotides long. RefSeq names its product pentatricopeptide repeat-containing protein DOT4, chloroplastic. The transcript has 3 exons. Gene Ontology annotation, molecular function: zinc ion binding; RNA binding; protein binding. Bases 1 to 2829 code for a protein of 942 amino acids. Gene Ontology annotation, biological process: RNA modification. Lineage: Eukaryota; Viridiplantae; Streptophyta; Magnoliopsida; Poales; Poaceae. The record is from RefSeq and is a predicted model, not a curated record.